AUGGGCGGACAUGGCCACCCGUACUCGCCGGCGGAGCUGGAGCUGCCAGGGUUCGUGCCACAGCGGCUGUCGCAGGGCCAGAUCCUCGCGCCUUUCGUGGGCACCGCCGUCUUGGCCGUCCUCGGCGCCUGGCUCAUCUCCGGAAGAUGCGGCGGCGGUAGAAUAUCCAAGACCGACCGCCUGCUCAUGGGUUGGUGGGUGUUCACCGCGCUGACUCACAUCGUCUUCGAGUCACCCUUCCUCUUCACCCCUGAUUUCCUCAGCAAGAAAAACCCAAAUUACUUCGACGAGAUGUUUAAAGAGUACAGCAAAGGUGACUCCAGAUACGCCUCUCGGAACACCGCAGUCCUCGCACUUGAAGUGAUAACGAUCGGGUUGAAAGGCCCUGCAUCACUUCUUGCAGUCCACAUCCUCCAGUUCGCCGUCUCUUUGGGCCAGCUAUACGGAUGCUUGCUUUACUUCAUCACCGCGUACUUGGAUGGCUUCAACUUCUGGGUCAGUCCGUUCUACUUCUGGGCUUAUUUCAUCGGUUCGAACAGUUCAUGGGUGAUCAUACCAACUCUCAUUGCAACAAGGAGCUGGAAGAAGAUUUCGGCAGCAUUUCAAGCUGAGAAGGUCAAGACCAGAUAA
Molecule: messenger RNA, 630 nt
Organism: Miscanthus lutarioriparius
Lineage: Eukaryota; Viridiplantae; Streptophyta; Magnoliopsida; Poales; Poaceae
Source: the annotation of a GenBank genome assembly